UGGGAGGAACAGGAACUUGAUGAAGAAGCUAUACUUGAUCACUAGGAAACUAUUACCAGCAAACAACACAUCAAAUGAGACUACUAGACUUACUGCACCUCAUCAGUCUACUUUAUCAUUUGAAAAUACAGAAGAAACUUCAUCAUUUAAAAACCAAUCAAGAUCACCAGAAGAAAUAGACCUAUCUAAUCAAUAUGAUAAUGCAAGUGUCAUGUCUUCAUCUAGUUGCAUGCAUUCUGAAGUAUGUGAUGUCACAAGUUACAAUGAAGAGAGCUCAAACAUGGAGCAUGAAAAUAUAGCCAAUUCAUGCAGAACACCUGUCAAUUGUGAGGUGAAAGAAACGAAAACUGAUACUAAAGUGCAGAAUAGUGACAUUUUAAGUUUAUUAGAUUAUGUAAAGAAGAUACCUGAGAGAAAAAGACAAAGAAUCGAGAGGAAGCUUGAAGCAAAAGGUGGCAAUCACACGAUGUUACAUAUCAUUGAUACUGGAGGACAGCCUGAGUUUCAUGAAAUAUUACCAGCUCUCAUAACUGGCCCGGCUAUCAAUCUACUGGUAUUCAAACUAACUGAAGAUUUAAGAAGUCGCUAUAAAAUAAUAUAUCGAACUUCUGCUGGUGAUUCUGAACCUUAUGAAACCUCAUUGACACAUGAAGAAGUGAUAUUCCGUUCACUAGCAAGUAUAGCUUGUUUAAGACAGAACACUAUUGGAUGGAGUUUUGAUGAAGUACCUAUUGAAGAUAAGUCAGAACCUGUUGCCUUCCUUAUUGCUACACACAGGGACCAAGUGGAUGAGAAUAAAGUGAAUGAAGUCAAUGAACAACUGCAAACAAAAAUUAAAAAGAGUUCAGAUUUGUUUAAUGAAAACCUUGUACAAUUCUCUAAAGAAGAACAAGUCAUUUUUCCGCUUGACACGACAAAGGAUGAAGAAAAAGUAGAACAUCUUCGCUUUUUUCUUCACCAGGUUAUAUCUCAAAAAUUUCAGGAAUUAAAAAUACCAGCACCUUGGUGUAUUUUUAGUUUAAAAUUAAGAAAAAGUACAAAAAAACUUUUCCAUUAUGAUUCAUGUUUCAACUUAGGUAAAGAGUGUGGUAUCCAAGAUACUGUAGAGUUUAAAAACGUUUUGUGGUAUUUGCAUCACAGAGUGGGUAUCAUCAUGCAUUAUCCUAAUGUAGCAGGUUUAGAGGAUGUUAUUAUCACUGAUCUUCAACUGGUGUUUGAUCGUAUCACUAAUCUCAUCACAACAUGCUUCACUUUUGAACAGUCAGGCAGUGCUGCUGUGGGAGAAGAAUUCCGUAAAAAUGGACGUUUUUCAGAAUCACAACUAGAUGAGAUGUCAUCAAGAGAGAAAGGUGAUCCUCUUAAUACAAAGAAACUAGUAGCACUACUGAAGCAUCUUUAUAUUGUAGCUGGUCCUAUGAAAACUAAAGUUGGUCGAAAAACUGUCAAGUAUUACUUUAUGCCUUGUGCUCUGAAACCAGCAGAUGUCGAAAAAGAGGAGAGAAAUGGAUCAGUUAGUCCAGCUCCUUUAUUGAUAUGUUUUGAGUGCGGGUAUACUCCUGUUGGUGUAUUCUGUUGUCUAGUAGUGUAUCUUCUUGAUCAGAAAACAGACCAAGUGUUGGAAUGGAAGUUAACUGGUAAUGAUCAAUAUCGUAAUAGGAUUACCUUUCAAGUUGGUCAGUACUAUGAUACAGUUACCUUAAUCAGUUGUGCUACUUAUCUUGAAGUUUGGGUUCAACAAAUAAAAGGCUCAAAGCUGUCAACAAGUGAAUUAUUAUCAUCAUUGGACAAAGGAGUAGACAUAGUUACACAGUCACUCCAUUACACUUACAAGUCAAAGCAUAUGUUUGGAGUGCAAUGUACAUGCACUGCAGUACCUCAUCCUGCUGUGAUUGGCUUUAAUGAAGAAGCAACUAAAUGUGUGAAUGGCAGAAUAGUGGAGUUUAAUGAGAAGCAAUUGUACUGGUCCACUAAGGUUGUUAAGCUGAACAACACAACACAAAAUACAAGCUGUGAAAUACCAUCUCAAACUGAAUCCCACGUUCCUAAAAGUUUUUCAUUCCAUGACACAGCUGCAAUAGAUACAGAAGUUUGUCCUAGAGACUUGUUUCGUCAAUGCUCAGCUGAUAUUACCCAUUGUGUUUCGUUAGAUGUAGUACGUGUUGCUGAUAGACUGUUUGCUGCAAAAGUGAUACCUGAAGCAUUAAGAAAUGAAAUCUCCAGUUUAACAGGUUUAGAUGACUAUAGAAAAGCCAACAAAAUGAUGGUUCACAUUCAAAAUAUCCUCAGUUCUUAUUCAAAUCCCACUGAGUAUCUUACUGAUGUGUGCUAUGCAUUGCUCCUAAUAGACAAUGAAACACUUAAGCACAUUCUUAAUAGUAUAUUAAAGGAGUUGGGAAAACCUCAAGAAAGCAAAGAGGAUAUGAGUAAAAGCUCUAAUUUAAAAAGACCAAGAGCAGCACAGGAAAAUGCAUCUGCCAGCAAGAGGUUUGAGAUAGACACUGAAGGUUCUUACCACAGCACAAAAAGCACUUUUGUUAAAGAACAGUCCUCUGGUAGUAGAAUUUUACAAAAUGAAAGAAGAGGACGAAAGAGACAGAUAGAAGACAUUUCUCCUGGAGAACUUACUGACUAUAAAAUCAAAAAGGCAAAAAGUCAAAGCUCAGAAAUUAUCAGUUUAUUGUCUGAUGAUGAUGAUGUCCUAAUACUUGAUUCUCCUCCUCCCUCUCCUUCAGAUAAAGGACAUGGUAAAAGAUCAAUUGGAAAUAAACCACACAGAAGAAAAACUGGUUCCAAAAAAUAAUGUAAGCAAGGAACAUUCACAUCAACCAGCUUUUACUUAUAGGUGCUAAUCAGCUUAAUUCCACUUGUUAGUAUUGAAACAUAAUACUGAAUACUAUUUUACUUGGUCUUGGUAUUACUUGUAUUAUUUUCAUGAUCCUCCAUCACUUAUUAUUACUAUGCAAUCACGCUUCUUUUUGUCACUCAAAGUUUUUGUUUAUAAAUCAUCAUAAUAUUUUUUAUUAAA
This is a messenger RNA of Amphimedon queenslandica, 3025 nucleotides long. RefSeq lists its product as uncharacterized. Bases 20 to 2800 code for a protein of 926 amino acids. NCBI's taxonomy places the organism in Eukaryota, Metazoa, Porifera, Demospongiae, Haplosclerida, Niphatidae. The record is from RefSeq and is a predicted model, not a curated record. The transcript is spliced from 6 exons.